AUGACCACAAAAGAGGCUAUGAAGCUACGACUUGGACCCGGCUUCCUCGUGCAUUCCCCCCCUCCUCGAUCUGCUACUAUCUCACUGAGAUACUCUGCCCCGCCUCAUCUGGAGUGCUCCUCAGUUGGGGAUUGGAUUGUUCCAGAUACGAUGCAGGCCACGCAUCACAAGAUCUCCGUCGAGCGCAACGCCGUCCACCGCGGCAACACCUGCGACGAUGAAUGGCCAGACGAGGACACCUGGGCUCUCAAUAGUCUUCAGGGCGGCUCGAAGGGGAUCCAACAGCCUGAUUCAGUUCCGUCCCUCGCCAGCUAG
This is a messenger RNA of Akanthomyces muscarius, 315 nucleotides long. RefSeq lists its product as uncharacterized. Lineage: Eukaryota; Fungi; Ascomycota; Sordariomycetes; Hypocreales; Cordycipitaceae. Bases 1 to 315 code for a protein of 104 amino acids. The transcript has 3 exons. The record is from RefSeq and is a predicted model, not a curated record.